AUGAACCAAACGCAAAACAUUCUUCUACUAGCAUUCUGCGCCAUUAUCUUCUCCUUACAAGCAGAAUCUGCUGUUGUCGUUGUCGAUGAAGUCAGCAGCAGCACGACAACGACAGACGAAGAUAGCAAUUUACAUGGCACUGGAUGGGCCACAGCUGCGCACAUACCUAUUGAUGGCGAAGAAGAAGACGGCGAAACAGACGGUGAUUUUACAUUUGCGUCCAUGUAUUCGGAAGAAAAGAGACGAAGCAUUCUUGUGGGCUUUGACUCUGCAGAAAACGAAGCGAGCUUUGUACGCAACAGACGGCAGCAGCGGUCUGGAUCCGCCAUUGUGGAGCACGAGUAUGAAUACACCAAAACAGUAAGAAUGGAAGUAACUGAAGAUGAAUAUCAGGCCAUGCUUGCAGCCCAAAAGGCAGAGGACAAAGACGCGACGGGCAACGGGAUUCUAUACAUAGAAGAAGAUGUAUUGGUUCGCGCAGCUUUCCCAAAGCCCAAUCCACAGGCAAUAAGUCAACAAAAGCCACAACUAGAACAAUCGCAAGAGCAAUCAUAUCUACGAGACAAAACUCAUAGAAAACUACAAGAACGCGUGUCCUAUGGUCUCGAUAUGGUCCAAGGGUUUGAUUACAUUCCUCCUGCGAGUGAAGCUCGGCAAUGCCAAGUAAAGAUUUGCAUUGUGGAUUCGGGACUGCACGUGAAUCACUAUGACAUUCCUUACACCCGAGGGUCACCCUAUGUGGACGGAGAGGAGUUUGGUCUGCCGAGCAAUCAAUACUGGUAUAAUCCAAAUUCUCGAACAGACCAUGGAACCGGCAUUGCUGGUAUCAUUGCAGCUCGAGGUGGCAACGGUGCUGGAACUUUGGGCAUUGUUUCGCAGGGACCAGAAGCUUCCAAAGUUUGUUUGCUGAAUGCUCGUAUUUUUGCCGAUGACGAUUACACGACGACCAGUGGAUUUGUCUUGCAAGCUGCCGAAUGGUGUGCGAACAAGGGUGCCAAUAUCAUCAAUCUGAGUUUGGCAUCUCCGGCAGCGACCAAUUCGGACCGGUAUACCUACCAAGAACUCUACAAUAGGGGAAUCUUGUUGAUUGCGGCUGCUGGAAAUAGUGGUACGGACGAAUACAACUACCCCGCAUCUUUGGACUCUGUUAUUAGUGUUGGAUCCAUUGGCCAAGACCGCAAACAGUCUGGCUUUUCGCAGACCAACAACCGCAUCGAGUUGGUGGCACCUGGUCAUGAGAUCUAUUCCACUUCGGGAGACGACAUGGAUUUUUUCACUGGCACUAGUUUUGCCACACCGUAUGUGGCAGGAGUUGCCGCCAAGAUUUGGGCCGCUCAUCCCUACUGCAGCAACCGACAGAUUCGCGAAGCCCUCCAGAAAUCGGCGCAAGCCUUGGGAACCAACCCCGUUCCGACCAGUCGAUUCGGCUACGGCUUGGUUCGAGCUCGGGCAGCAAACGAGUACAUACAAGAGAAAAUGUAUUGGCCUUGUGGUGACGUUCCGGUGCCCUCACCAGGACCUACACUGCCUCCUACCAAACAGCCCACUCGACACCCUACCAGAGGACCGACACUAGGUCCCACAUUCUCACCACAAGAGGGCGUGAGCAAUCCAGUCGAUUUACUUUCAUCCAAAGUGACGGAAGGGGAUCCAGAUGCUCAUUGUCAGGUGGAGUUGACCUAUUGUGACGGAGACUUUACAACUCUGGGUGAUUUGAGUAUACAGGUAUCGGCGGCUGGAGUCAAUAUCACCACGGCGACGAGAGUCGUUCGAAUAUGCUGCUUGGGCCUAUCGUGUCAGAAUAUGGAAGGUCAUAAACGAGGGGUCUGUGUGGGUCCAAAUCACUUUAGUUCAGCUACCACUAUCAGCGGCGGAUCAUGGUGGAAGUCCUCCUUUUUGGUGGUUCCAUUAUGUGCUACUGCCCGGCUGAUACUCUUUGGAUUGGUCUAA
Messenger RNA from Cylindrotheca closterium, 1950 nucleotides. Lineage: Eukaryota; Bacillariophyta; Bacillariophyceae; Bacillariales; Bacillariaceae. The record is from the annotation of a GenBank genome assembly.